Molecule: messenger RNA, 3801 nt
Organism: Cygnus atratus (black swan)
Lineage: Eukaryota; Metazoa; Chordata; Aves; Anseriformes; Anatidae
Gene: SSX2IP
Product: SSX family member 2 interacting protein
Exons: 20
Coding region: 1332-3014 (560 amino acids)
Source: RefSeq, a predicted model, not a curated record
ACAAGAAGAAAUAGAUAUGGUUGAGCAGACAUUUUCAUCGUGUUUUUUUUGCAAGGAGGGAGACUGGAGGUUCAUCUUCCCUGGUAUUCAGGGAGGAACAAAGCAGGCAGGCAGCUUCACUGACAGAGUCCUGGCGGUACCGCUCAGCCAGGGCACAGCAACUGCUCGCACCCAUGCUGGGGGGCUCCUCAGGUUUUCCAUCUCCACCCUCUCUGGAGAGCUCACUGGCACUUGUACAUCUUCCAGAAUUGAACACUAGUGCUGGGCUGUUGCAGACAGAAGAGAAAUACCAGUGCCAUUCAGAGGGACGAUACCAGGACUCUUGCACAAGCAGGAUGGGAGGCAGUUUUCUGAUGUGGCUUGGCAGUGGCAGGCUGCAUGCAGGACACUGGGCUGAACUUUCCGGACAAAUUGGGAAGUCUCUGGAGGACAGCAGCACAGCUGGCAGUUGUACAGAAACCUGACCUCCCAGGAAGCCUGAGUUAGCCCGCCGGACAGUAGACCUGCGUGAUGACGGAAGACAAACACCACUGCUGAGUGGUUUGAGAGGAGAGGAGAUGAGUGUGUGGGGGAGCCUACAGGUAGGGCUGGUCUGCUGAUUUAGCAGCAUCUUCCAUUUCUUCCAGUAAUGUGUUCUGGGGUUUGCCUGCGUUACUGCAGAUACCUGGUCAGGGCUGUGAAACCUUCACCCUCCUUGCUUUGCAGGCUCUGGCAGAGGAAGACAGUUUGGCAGUGGCAGUGUAAGUCUUCGCAAGCACCAUUUCCAAACUCAACCUCCAGUUUUGCUGCUGGUCCUGAGCAGACUCCAUGGGGAAGGCUGCGUGAGUGAAAUGGGGAUGCUGGAAAAUGUGGUGGAUCCUGGAGGGAUGACCUCCGCUACGAGAAGACCAGGCCAUGCUGAUAGGAGGGGAUGUGCUCCUGCGCUUCCCCACUUUGAAAGCUGUCAUGUCUCCCCAUGGCGUCAGGCUGAGCCAUCGCACCAUGGGGAAAGUUGAAAAUACUGCAGUAAAGCUUAGUUCCUAAAAAUGUGUGGACUGCUGCUGUUGGAUUGCCAUCAGCCAGGCUCGCGCAGGAGCAGAUGGUCGUGGACGGCUGCAUCUCCCGUUGCCAUGGGAAAGGGCCUCAGCUCAGCGAGUGCUCGGUAAUGGCUUCUGAACUCAUCCCUCUUCAUACUGGAAAAAAUGCUGGGGGGACAGAAGGUUUCUCUAUCCAGUGGAUCCAACAGAAGCCAAAUGAGCAUGAGAUGCCUACGUAACACCCAUUGUCGGGAAUUCUACUAAAUCCUUCACUGCUGAACCAGUUGCUCAGGUACCCUGCCUGCCCGUGUUGCUAUGGGAGAUUGGAAGACUGUUACUGUGCCAGUGCUGUCAUCAGAUAGCAAAAAUAUUUUUCAAUAUACCUCAGAAAAAAAGAUAUCACCCCCAAGCAUGAACUCACAAGUGCUACGUUUGCCACUGCCUUCAUCCAAAAGCAUGCACAGCUUUUUCAGUGCCUUUUGCACAGAAGAGAAUAUUGAACAGAGUAUAUCCUAUCUCAAUAGGGAAUUGACAACAUUGGGCUUCCCGUCUAUUUAUGUGGAGCCCAAAGGAAAAGAAUUAAACUUAAUAUCCAUCAUAAAUUGCAUGAAUGAAUUGCUUGUACAGCAGCACAAGAACCUUCGAGCUCAGGAAGAAGUAGAAAUGCAGCAUCUGAAACUGGGUAGUGAUAUGGAUCACUUACAGAACUCCUAUGCUAAAUUAAAGGAACAGCUGGAAUUAUCUAAAAGGGAAAUAGUUGGACUUCAGGAAAGGGACAGACAACUGCAAAGCAAGAACAGAAACUUGCACCAGUUACUUAAAAAUGAAAAGGAUGAAGUACAGAAGUUGCAAAACAUAAUUUCAAGUAGAGCUACGCAGUACAAUCAUGAUAUGAAGAGGAAAGAGAGAGAAUAUAACAAAUUAAAGGAACGCUUACAUCAAUUAGUCAUGAACAAAAAGGACAAAAAGAUUGCUAUGGAAGUUCUAAAUUAUGUUGGUAGAGCUGAUGGGAAGAGAGGUGCAUGGAGGACUGAUAAGACAGAAGCCAGAAAUGAAGAAGAAAUGUACAAAGUUCUGUUAAGUGACUAUGAGCAACGCCAAAAGCAGCUUUUAGUGGAAAAUGCUGAGCUGAAAAAAGUUCUUCAGCAAAUGAAGAAAGAGAUUAUUUCCCUUCUCCCACCACAGAAACAAAAACCUAAAGAAAGGUCUGAGGACGGGCCGGUGUUGUCAGACCUGGAGGAGGACAUCGGAGAGUUAAAUAAAGAGAAUAUGUGGGAACUGUCAUGCGAAACUGUGCGAGAACAGCUUACCAACAGCAUUAGAAAACAAUGGAGAAUGUUGAAAAAUCAUGUUGAAAAGCUGGACAACCAAGUGUCACGUGUGCAUUCAAGAGCUUUGGAUGACAAAGAUGUAAUUUCAAGGGAAGACCACGAGCUGGAAACUGAAAAGCUAGAAUUAGAAAUUCAGCAAUGUAAAGAAAUGAUCAAAACUCAGCAACAACUGUUACAGCAGCAGCUUAUGUCUCCAUGUGAUGAUGACACCACUCUGUUACUACAGGACUGCUAUUUGUUGGAAGAAAGAGAGCGUCUUCAGGAAGAAUGGAGGCUAUUUCGAGAACAAAAAAAGAAUUUUGAGAAGGAACGAAGAAGUUUUACAGAAGCUGCUAUUAGAUUAGGACUUGAGAGAAAGGCAUUUGAAGAAGAUAGAGGAGCAUGGCUGAAGCAACAGUUCUUAAGUAUGUCUACUGAUUACAAGCACUCUGAAAAUGUGACAACUCCAAGUGCCUUCUUAGGAAGUUCUGACCAAGACAGUCGGUUAGUGAACUCCACAUCUCAGCAAAGAAAACCUCACUGUACAUUGAGUAGUCCUGUUUCAGCUGAACCCGGCCAGAUGUCUCAGUAUAUUUCACGUAACAGUUCCAAUGCUGCAUCAAAGAAACCUGCUGGAGAUGGCAAGCCAAAUCAGUGGGAGGAAAGUGACGAAGGAGAAAUCGAGUAAUGCACAAAGUCACAGGAAGACUCUGGAGUUGGCACCCUUUGCUAUGUAGAAACUUGCACAUAGAACAACUGCCUUAGAUUUCCUAGGGUUGCCUGCUGUUCUGUUAGAGAUGUGUUCAUAAACACCAUUCUAAAGUGAAACAGAAUGCUGUGAGUUUGUUCAUUCUUGGAAGAUUAUGUGGUGAUCUGAACUGUGAUGUGUGUAAGUGUGUGUGCACAUGGCUUAUUUUUUUUGGACCAUUUCUUGCCACUUUUUCUUGCAACUCUUGGAAGAUGUUUAUUAAAAAUAUAUAAAAGCUUUGAUAUUUUUCUAGUAACAGAAGCUGUGAUUCUGUGAAUGAAGCAAUGGUCUGAAACUUUGGCUGUAACAAAAUAUUGGAUCCUAAUCCUUCCAUCAUGGACAGAGAUAGCACUUUUAGGAAUUGUUUAAUUAUUGCAAACACUCAUUUAUGUCUGAAGUCUAACUGACAUUAAAACUUAUUUUGCCUCAACUUGAAUGUACAGUAUGUUGUAGAUUUUUAACAAAACAAGUUAUAUAUUUAUUAAGUUGUGUGAUUUGAAAAUACCUCUUUGAUAUUUCAGGUGACCUAAAGCGCAAAAUCUUUAUAUAUUUGUAAAUAGACAAAGUGAUUAUGCUGAGAAACCAUGAAAUGAAAUACAUGCAUCCAUAAUAUUAUUUUACAUGGUAUUUUAAAUUGUUUUAUAGUGAUACUCAGUUUACAGAUGCAUUAGGACUUUUAAUGGUUACGUCAGGAAUCAAAUUAUUUCAAAUGUGAACAAUAAAUGUU